Miscanthus lutarioriparius is the source of this 483-nucleotide messenger RNA. The record is from the annotation of a GenBank genome assembly. NCBI's taxonomy places the organism in Eukaryota, Viridiplantae, Streptophyta, Magnoliopsida, Poales, Poaceae.
AUGAGUGUGGUGACGGGGGCGCUGGGAAGCCUCGCCCCCAAGCUUCUUCAGCUGCUCCAUGGUGAGUACAAGCUGCAGAAGGGCGUGAAGAAGCAAGUGGAGUCGCUCUCCCGCGAGCUGGACAGCAUCUACGCUUUCCUCCACAAGGUCUCGGAUGUGCCAUGGGACCAGCUCGACGAGCAGGUCAAGUUGUGGGCGCGCGAGGUCAGGGAGGCAUCCUACGACAUGGAGGAUGUCCUCGACACCUUCCUCGUUCUCGUCGACAGCGGCAAGAACAACGCCGACUCCAGCAACCUCAAACUUGCCAUGACCAAGAUGGGUGAGCUGUUCAGCAAGGCCAAGGCUCGCCGUGAUAUUGCAGCAAAGAUCAUGGACAUAACAAAGCGUCUCGAAGAGGUGGCCAACAAUCGUCAGAAGUGCAAACUUGAUGAGAUUAUGUGCAAGCCCCUCGCAGCAACGUCAACUAUGGCUCCCCGCCUUUAA